Molecule: messenger RNA, 2011 nt
Organism: Mytilus trossulus (common blue mussel)
Lineage: Eukaryota; Metazoa; Mollusca; Bivalvia; Mytilida; Mytilidae
Product: low-density lipoprotein receptor-related protein 6-like
Exons: 5
Coding region: 137-967 (276 amino acids)
Biological process (GO): canonical Wnt signaling pathway
Molecular function (GO): Wnt receptor activity; Wnt-protein binding
Source: RefSeq, a predicted model, not a curated record
UAAUAUGCCGGUAAAAAUACACCCAUGAUAAAGAUUCGCUUAACUAAACACAUUGUUUCGUUUAUAUUAAGACCUGAAUAUUUCAGUUAACAUAUUCAAUCAAAUAAAGGAUGAAACAAGCCUUGCUCUGAUUUAAAUGGAAGUACAAAUUGUGUUGUGUUUGUGUGUUUUACUGCAUUGCCAAAAAUUGACAUCGUCUUUCACAGGAAACAUUUUGUUUUCAACCCACACUGCAAUUAUGGAAUUUGACAUUGAUACACGCAAUGUGACAGUACUUGUGGAGCAGAGCGACACUGUUUACGCAAUGGACUAUGAUUACAAAAACCAAUUCAUCUAUUUUCCGAGAUUCAGUACCCAUGACAUCGUUCGAUUUGCAUAUCCCUCAAAGAAUAGAACAUUACAAACAGUUAUCCAGUCAUCACCACAUUAUCCAUCAGGAAUAGCUGUUGAUCCAACCAAUGACCAUAUCUACUGGAUUGAUUUUUACGUAGGCAGACUCUCAAGAUGUAAUCUAGACGGAAGCAAUGUGACUGUAUUAUCAAGUCUAAGUCUUCCUUUUGUGAUACGACUUGAUCUUACAAACAGAUGGAUGUAUAUAGUUGAGAGAGAUAUAGGAAUAUUGAAGUCUAGAUUUGAUUUAACUGAAAAAGAGACGAUAGUUGACUUUGUAUCAUCACAGGUUUAUUGCAUGGACAUAGACACUAACGAACACAGAUUGUAUUGGAUUAUAUUUGGCAAUGGUGACAUAAAAUCAGCUACAUACGAUGGCUCUGAUGUAAAAAAAAAUAUUUCGACAAAUUCUGCUGGCAACAAAAUAGCUAUUGGUGUCCUUGGAAGUAAUAUUUUCUAUGCUGAUAAUAAACAAUUAUUAAUGGUUGUUAAAACACCAGGAUCCACGCCGACUGUUCUGUAUAACGAUACCAGUAGGAUUGAAAGUAUAUUUGUGUUUAAUCAGUCAGGUAUGUAAAUAAUUAUUUCGAAAAAAUGUUUUACAAAAAGAUAUUUCAUGAAGAUACUCAUUUUAUCAUAUAAUAUUUUUUUUUAUAGUAUCUUAUUAUGAUACAAUCAUAUCAAUAAUUGCAUACAUUUGUAAUUAUCUUACGUUUUCACUGUCUUUUAAAUCCGAUUAUAUGUAAUGUAGGUGGAUGUAUAAAGGAAGAGAUCGACGUCCUUUACAUCUACAUUAGUUGAUCUUCACAAGUCAUAGUUUACAAUUUCCGAAUAAUAAUUGUUAAGUGUCAUUACUUGAAAGUAUGUAUGCAUGUAAAUACGUUUAUAAAGUAAGUCAGUACUUUCAAGAGAAUCAUCUGGUGACUAACAAUUGUUACCAAAUAGAUACAGGCAGUUAAACAUCAAUAAAAAAAAUUAGUGUUUACAUGAUUAAUGUUAUAGUUAUACAUAACGUCUUUUGUGCUUUACUUACAUGUUAUUUAGCUUCUUUUUUUUAUCGAUGCACAUGCUUUUUUAUAUUUUAAGUAUUUACUUUUUUUUAUCUAUUUAUAAACACAAGAACAUUAUUUAGAUAAUGUAUGUUAUUUCAAUAAACAUGUGUAGUAAUGUAUGCAUGCUUUUUGUGGUUUAAACAUGUUUUUAUUAUAUGCAAUAAAGGUAACAAAAACAAACUCAACAUUAUAUUUUACAAAGAAAAUCGUUCGAAAAAGGAAUCCGUUUCGACUCAGUUGUUAAGGGUCAUAACUAAAGCACUAGUAUUAUACAAUUGAACUGAACCAUACAGUUAUUUGAAAACAUUACGUAUUGGUUCAUACUUUAAAACUUAUUAUUUCUUUUUUUCUUACAAGUGAUUAUAUCGGUUAUUUGCUAGUUGCUUCCUAAUUUUUCAUAUAUUUAGCUUUUUUUAGUAUAUUUAUAUUAUAUAUGUCUUGUUGUGUAGACUAACCAAAUGCACAUGUGUAGUUUCAUCCUAACGUAGCUUCUAUGCAUUCCAUGUCUAUUGUUUAUUCAAUGCUAUUACUUUAUAAGUUGCAAUACAACCUUCAUUCUAUAUUUUGUA